AUGGCUUCUUCAAGCCCAUCAUCAUUAUCACCUCCUAUUAUUCUUGUACCAGCUGAAAGUUUAACGGGAAUUAAUAGUGGACCUGCUGUUUCUGUGAAACGUCUUUCAGAAUCAAAUAAAAACUUCAGUGCUCAGGAAGUAUUUUAUUCCAAUGUCAAUGCAUUAAGACGAGAAGUAAAAGCAUUAUUCACAUUUCAUCCAGCAGAAUGGAUCAGUGCAUUUAGACGCAAUCCAAAGUUUCCAUUAUUUGUUUUUGGUGACAUCGAUGGAUUUGUUGCUCUAUUUAUGAAUAAUUUAGCAACAUUAUUAGCUGUUAUAUUAGGUCUUAGAAUUGUAUUCGAGAAUGAUAUUAUUUAUGGAAAAAUUAUUCCUGGUGUAUCAUUAUCUAUGUUAUGGGGAAAUCUAUAUUAUGUGUAUAUGGCAAGAAAACUAGCUUAUAAAGAAAAUCGUGGUGAUGUAUGCACGAUGCCAUAUGGUAUCAACACACCGGGAGCAUUUGCUUUUAUUUUUAGUAUAAUAUUGCCAACUUAUUUUGGAUGUAUUAAUGGUCAGAGUGGUCGUAAUAAACGAGAAUGUGAAGAAUUAGCUUGGUAUGUGGCAUUAGCAAGCAAUUUUACAACAGGCAUUAUUCUUCUUCUCUUAUGUGUUGUUGGCGAAUUUAUUAGAAAAAAUACACCUGGUGUUGCACUUCUUUCAUCAAUUUCAGGCAUUGGUUUUACUUAUUUAGCAUUAAACGAAUAUUUGCCAGUAGCUGCAGCACCUAUUGUAUCUUUUUUACCAUUUGCAAUUGUUAUGCUUGGUUAUUUUUCUGGAGUAAGAUUUGGCCCUGUACCAGUUGCAUUUGUUGCUCUAGUCGUUGGUACCAUUCUUGGAUGGUCAACAUCAUUGAAUAAAGCUGUAGAUGUACGAAAUGCAGCAUUAAUUGUUAAACCGUAUCCAUUAGUAUUUCCUAUUCAAGCAAUGUUUUCACAUAUAAAUGAAAUAACUCCAUAUCUGUCGACAACAAUACCAACAGCCAUAUCAAUUGCAAUUGGAACAAUACAAUGUGUUGAAUCAGCUAAAAGAGCCGGAGAUUUCUAUCCGACACGUGAAGCUAUGUUUGCUGACGGUAUUGGAACAUUGAUUGCAAGUCUUUUUGGAUCGAUACUUGGAAUGACAACGUUUAUUGGUCAUCCAGCAUUUAAAAAAAUGGGUGCUAAACAAGCUUAUUCAAUAGCCAAUGGCAUUGCAUUUUUACCUUUAUGUUUUUUUGGUAUAAAUGCUCUUUUGCUUUCAAUAAUUGCUAUCGUCUCAGUUAAUCCAAUUAUUAUAUUUAUUGGUCUUGUGAUUUGUGCCGAUACUCUUGCCAUAACACCUAAACGUCAUUAUCCAGCAUUUCUUCUUGGUCUUAUGCCAAUUGUAGCUGAUUGGGCUAAGGGUACAAUAAUAAGUGGUGUUUCAGAUGCUUAUACAAGUUUUGUUAUAAAUCAAACUGAAUUUAAUCGAAAUGUAACUGCACACAUAUCUGGAUUUUCAUAUAGUGGUCUAUUGAAUUUUUCUGGUGGAAGUCUUCUUCAAUGUAUAUUUAUCACCGCUAUUUUCAUGUAUAUGAUUGAUAGAAAAUUUAUUCGAGCUGCUAUAUGGUCGUUAUUAGCAGCAGUUUUCGCUUUUUUUGGUUUAAUUAAUGCGCCUGGUGUUGGAGUUUUAACAAAAAAAAACGAUGAUGGAUGGAGAUUUACUGUUGGUUACAUUAUGAUGGCAGCUUUAUUUGUUUGUUUUGAAUUCGCUCAACGACAGCAUUGGGUUAAACAUCCUGAAACAGAACCAGAUGAUUUAUCAUCCAUUGAAUGGGCCGAAUGGAAUAGAGAAAAAUUAUUAGAGGAUGAAAAUAAUAACGAAGAAAAUGUUUAG
This is a messenger RNA of Rotaria socialis, 1890 nucleotides long. NCBI's taxonomy places the organism in Eukaryota, Metazoa, Rotifera, Eurotatoria, Philodinida, Philodinidae. The record is from the annotation of a GenBank genome assembly.